GUCUGUAUUACGGUAUCACCAUAGCAAUUGUAUCGUCUGCGACCGCCAUGACAGUUUUUGUUCUCAACAUCCACUUCAAAGGCUCCCGCGGACGCGAAGUUCCCAGAAUACUCAAAAAGAUAUUUUUUGGCGUGGUGGCCAAACUUCUUUUUCUGAACCUGGAUCUAGAGGAUGUCCCUACGAACCCAAAAAAGGGUCAGACUCCCAAAGGAGCGCAACCAGUGCCACAGAACGACUAUUAUGCUAGAUACGACUUCGAUAAACAUCCAGAGAACGGCGGGAUAUCGCCGAGGUUCGCUCGCAAGUUUACACCUAACCCUUCCUCGCCCAGUGCGGACAAUACUGAACGACAGUUUCUGCGGGUCUUACAGAAGGUGUACCAAACCAUUGAGAAAAACGAAAUGAGACUCGAGGACCAGGAUAGAAAAGACUCAAUCAAGAAUGAGUGGCAGCAGCUGGCCCUAGUUAUUGACAGACUACUACUGUUCAUUUUCAUUGUGUUCACCGCAGGAAUCACCCUGGCACUAAUCCUGCCUGGCUACUAUGCACAAAUGAGAGAUAUUGUUUGA
Candidula unifasciata is the source of this 569-nucleotide messenger RNA. The record is from the annotation of a GenBank genome assembly. Lineage: Eukaryota; Metazoa; Mollusca; Gastropoda; Stylommatophora; Geomitridae.